AUGACUUCAACCAACACCGACGGCAUGAACAUCAAAUUCGGCCCCUUCGAGGUCACCAAGCAAGUCUUCCUCACAACGCCCCAUUCCUACGGCCUCGUCAACCUCAAACCUCUCCUCCCAGGCCACAUCCUCAUCUGCCCGCUCAAGCCGCACCGCCGCCUGCUGGACCUCUCCCCCGCCGAGACAACAGAUCUCUUCACCACCGUGCAGCUCGCGCAGAAGCUCCUCGCGAAGCUCUACUUCCCCGAUCCGUCGGACUUCACAUCCGGCAGCUUCACCGUCGCGCUUCAGGACGGCGCCGACGCGGGCCAGACGAUCCCGCACGUGCACGUCCACAUUAUCCCCCGCAGAAAGGGCGACAUGGGCGAGGCGGCAGACGAGAUUUACGUCAAGCUGUCCGGCGAGGAGGCGAAUGUAGGAGGCGCCUUGUGGGAUCGUGAGCAUGGGAGACCGCAGCCGGCGGGGAAGAUGCCGAGCAUUGAGGAUGCAGAACGCAAUCUGCGGACAAUGGAGCAGAUGAUUGAGGAGGCGGACAAGUAUAAGUCUGUGCUGGGAGAGAUGGGUGUCGGCAGCGCCAAGGCAGGUGAGCGACUGUGA
Molecule: messenger RNA, 597 nt
Organism: Trichoderma gamsii
Lineage: Eukaryota; Fungi; Ascomycota; Sordariomycetes; Hypocreales; Hypocreaceae
Exons: 1
Coding region: 1-597 (198 amino acids)
Molecular function (GO): catalytic activity
Source: RefSeq, a predicted model, not a curated record